This is a messenger RNA of Naegleria fowleri, 1305 nucleotides long. RefSeq lists its product as uncharacterized. The record is from RefSeq and is a predicted model, not a curated record. The transcript is spliced from 5 exons. The coding region runs from base 1 to 1305 and encodes 434 amino acids. Lineage: Eukaryota; Heterolobosea; Eutetramitea; Acrasida; Naegleriidae.
AUGAAUCAACAACGACCUCUCAACCUCUUCUCUUCUGUUGUGUUGACUCUUGCAGUGGUAACAACCUUCACUCUCCUCAUUCAAACUUUAAUGACUUCCUUUGUCACAGCUGCUUUCCCAGCAUCCAACAUUUACAUCGCAGGAGGUGGUUCUUCGUUAUCGGAAGGAGUACAUAAAUCUCUGAGUCAACAAUUUUCCAUCAAUCACUUUAAAAACAACAUUGAACUCACUUACAAUCCAGUAGGAAGUGGAACUGGAGUUACCAAUUUACUUCCAUUCACAAGUAAUCCAUUUGAUUAUGCGGGAAGUGAGGUCAUUCCUUCCAACAAUCAAUACAAUCAAGUACCAGGUCUUCAAGUCAUUCCAUUCAUUGGAGUGAAUGUGUUGGUGGUUUACAAUUUACCAGAAUUAUCAAGUUCUGAAAGAUUGAUUUUGGAUCGAAAGUUAUUGGUAGACAUCUUUUCAGGAAGAAUUUCUAAUUGGAACGAUCCAUCCAUUGCUGCAUUAAAUCCAUCGAUCGCCUCUAAAUUACCAAAUCAACCCAUUAAGCGUGUGGUGAGAUCGGACUCUUCGGGUACCACUGAAUUAUUCACCAGUGCAUUGACCGCUUUUGCAGCAGCAUCGAAUGGAGCCACCACAUGGUACCUCGGAACUGUCCCACUUCCCUCAGCAUGGCCCAAUGAAACUCCCAUCAACAUUUCCAAACAGAAAGGAAGUUCUUCAUUAGGAAAUUAUGUCCUUCUCAAUCCCUAUACCAUUGGUUACAAUACACCAGAUGCUAUCAUUGAACAAACUUCUGCCUUAAUCAUUAAUGCUGCUGGAAAGGCUGUUGCUGCUACGGAAGAAACAUGUAAAAGUGCCAUGUCUGAUUUCAAAGAUGCAUUCGAUAGUCGUUUUACUGCAAAUAUUGUCAAUGCACCAGGUGAGAACAGUUAUCCUAUAGCUGGUUACUCUUAUUUGAUUUAUAAGAGCAAGUCGAUGGAAGAAUGCAAUGCGGCCAAAGUUCUCUAUCGAUAUUUUAUGUUCUUGUACUCUUCUGAUGCUGAGAAUGUUAUAAUUUCCUCUACUUUUGUUCCAUUACCUUCUGAUUUACAGAGUAGAAUUAGAAAUGAAUAUUUGAGCAAGUGGAUUUGUUCUUCUUCAGAAAGUGUCGUCACCACAGACUCUGAUUUAGUGGCUCCCAUUUUGUUGGCUGUUUUCGGUGGAUUCAUUGCUUUGACCAGUCUGGGCAUUGUGGCAUAUAUUGGAAUUAAUUCGUACGUUAAAAAGAGAAAAGCAUUGGGUGAACCCAUUUCAGAGGAGUAA